AUGAAGUCGUCGUUUCAGUUUGCGAAUAAUACUUCAUAUACGCUACCUUUUGAGACUCGCAAGCCCAUUGCUCGCGUGGCCGUGUCGCCAUCUAACUUGAACCUGGUGCUUGUUGCCGACGAAGACGGCCACGCACUUCUGAUCAAUGUGGCACGCCGAGCACUGCUUGCGCACAUGAAUUUUAAGCUGCCUGUGCGUGAUGCCCAAUUUUCUCCGAAUGGUCAGUUUUUGGCCGUCACACACGGUAACCAAGUGCAAGUAUGGCGCACACCUAGUAUUUUUGUGCGCGAGUUCGCUCCUUUUGUACUCCAUCGCACAUAUGUGGGUCACUUUGAUGAUGUAUUAAGUAUUACCUGGUCACGGAAGGGCCGCUUUUUCCUGACGACGUCCAAGGACAUGAGUGCUCAUCUCUUCAGCCUCGACCCGAUAGACGGUUUUCGGCCCAAAACGUUCACUGGUCACCGUGAUUCUGUACUGCGUGCAUUCUUCUCGCUGGACGAAAAGACUAUAUACACAGUGUCCCGUGACGGUGCCUGUCUUGUGUGGCAAGGGAAAGACGACGAGGAGCAUGCAUGGGGCGAGGGCGUCGCUGAAGACCCAGACAAUACUGUCGGAUUCACGCGAUGGGGCGUCGCAUCGCGCCACUAUUUCCACCAACUCAAUACACAAGUCACUUGUGCGGACUUUAAUCCGGGAACAUCGCGUCUCGUGGUGGGUUUCUCAUCGGGACUGUUUUCUCUGCGCGACAUGCCUGACUUUACAGAGGUACACGCACUCAGUAUCAGCCAGGAAAAGAUAACGAGCGUGGCUAUCAAUCCUACGGGUGAAUGGAUUGGCUUUGGUGCCCAGCGUCUGGGCCAAUUGCUCGUAUGGGAAUGGGCCAGUGAAUCUUACAUUCUAAAGCAACAAGGCCAUUUCUAUGACAUGAACGCUGUCGCAUUUGCUCAUGAUGGUCAAAUGGCUGUAACAGGCGGCGAUGACGGAAAGGUGAAAAUCUGGAACACCAAUUCGGGUUUCUGCACCGUGACCUUCACCGAUCAUUCUGCGCCGGUCACCUGUGUGGAGUUUGCCAAGCAAGGCCAAGUCCUCUUCAGUGCCUCGAUGGACGGCACUGUACGUGCGUAUGACCUGAUCCGGUACCGUAAUUUCCGCACAUUUACCAGUCCCAAUCCUGUCCAAUUUAUAAGUUUGGCGGUGGAGCCAAGCGGCGAAGUGGUGUGUGCCGGCAGCUCCGACGCGUUUGAUACCUACAUGUGGAGUGUCCAGACAGGCAAACUCCUGGAAAUUUUGUCAGGGCACGAGGCACCUGUGACAGGCUUGGCCUUUGACCCCAGUGGGAGUGGUCUUCUUGCGAGCACCAGCUGGGACCGAAGUGUACGGCUGUGGGAGGUAUUCCGUCGCAGCCAGAACACGGAGUCGAUGCCGCUUUCCUCCGAGGGCCUGACGCUGGCUUUCCGACCAGAUGGACUGGAGGUCUGUGUGGCCACCCUGGACGGCCAGUUGAGCUUUUUUGACACAAAGCACGGACGCCACACGGGUGUGAUAGACUGUCGCCGCGAUAUCGCCGGUGGGCGACGCCUGGACGACAAGGUUCAACGGCGCAACAACGCGGCAGGAUCAGCUUUCACGAGUGUUUGCUACAGUGCAGAUGGCUCGUGCGUGUUGGCCGGUGGCAAUGCGAACUAUGUCUGCCUCUAUGACGUGCGUGAGCGCGUACUUCUCAGGCGCUGGACACUGAGUCUCAACCUUUCUUUGGAUGGUACACAGGACCGUCUAGACUCGCGCCAAGUCACUGAAGCUGGAAACGUGGAGCUCCUGGAUGACAGAUCCGACGAAGAUGAGCUCACACUGGCGGAGCGUGCGGACAAAAGCCUACCGGGUGUGCAACGCGGCGAUCUCAGUAAGCGAUCUACACGGCCGCAGGCGCGCUCCAAAUGUGUGCGUUUUUCGCCGACAGGUCGGAGCUGGGCGGCGGCCUCGACCAGUGGCCUGCUCAUCUACAGUCUCGAUGAAUAUGCCACCUUUGAUCCGAGCGAUCUCGAUCUGGAACUGACGCCCCAAGCGGUCCGUGCUGCAUCACUCCAGGGCCAUGCUCUGGUAGCCCUUCUGGGCGCGCUUCGACUGAACGAUCCAGUCCUGGAGGCCGAGGUGUAUGAGCGGACGAAGGUGCAUGAAGUGCCCCUGGUAGUGAAACAGCUGCCACCGAUGUAUUUGCCGCGUGUACUCGGUCUCGUCGCUGCGCGGCUGCAUCCCAGCAGUCAGAGCCCACACGUUGAGUUCCAUCUUGCGUGGCUCACAUCCUUGUUCCAGCUGCAUGGCGAGACUAUUCGGGCGCAUAGCGCCACUACCUAUGCGCCUGUGUUGCGGGCUGUCCAAAUGGCACUGAAUGAAUUGCGCGCCAAUGUCAAGACGACGACAGACCAGAACACGGCGUCCAUCUUAUACAUUUGGAAUGCCUUCUCGCAUCGGCAGAUCUCUGAUGCGAUAUAG
Malassezia sympodialis ATCC 42132 is the source of this 2490-nucleotide messenger RNA. RefSeq lists its product as uncharacterized. The transcript is spliced from 2 exons. Gene Ontology annotation, biological process: ribosomal small subunit assembly; maturation of SSU-rRNA from tricistronic rRNA transcript (SSU-rRNA, 5.8S rRNA, LSU-rRNA). The coding region runs from base 1 to 2490 and encodes 829 amino acids. The record is from RefSeq and is a predicted model, not a curated record. Gene Ontology annotation, cellular component: small-subunit processome; Pwp2p-containing subcomplex of 90S preribosome. Lineage: Eukaryota; Fungi; Basidiomycota; Malasseziomycetes; Malasseziales; Malasseziaceae. Gene Ontology annotation, molecular function: protein binding.